Linepithema humile (Argentine ant) is the source of this 1135-nucleotide messenger RNA. RefSeq lists its product as uncharacterized. The record is from RefSeq and is a predicted model, not a curated record. Lineage: Eukaryota; Metazoa; Arthropoda; Insecta; Hymenoptera; Formicidae.
AUCGCUCAUAUAAAAGAGCCCAAAUAACGCUGUUUGUUAAACAGUCCAUUUGUCACAGUCGAAAAGUUCUCAAUUGUCAUAAGCAAGCAUGAAGAGAGGUGUGGCAUUAUGCCUCUUAGUUGUACUUUGUACCGUUAAUGCAACUAUUUUAAAUCUUCCGUUGACUAAAGUGAAGAAUGCGAAAUUGUCUGUGGAAGAAAGCACAGCCAAAGUCAAUAAACUCCGCAAUAACUACGUGCAAAAAACUGACUUCACAAUCAUACAGAAAUGGUUAAAAGAAAUAGAGAAGCUCGAGAAAUAUAUCGAGCGAACGCUCAAAACAAUGGACAAAGAAAUCGGCAAGAUAAAGGACGAAAAUGCACAUUGGUGCUACGACGCUGCUCUUAGUUUUAUCAGGAAUACCGACUACGCGACAUAUACACACGCAUUAGUGUGUCAUGAACGCGCUAAAAGCUCUAUCAACAGCAACCUUGGCUUUAUCGAUGAUCUUGUCUCGACAGGGCGAAGAUUGUGGCCGGUUUUGGAUAACAUCUUCCCAAAUUGUUACGACAGUACUUCAGGAAUUUCGGACAUUCUCAAACUGCGGAACUGCAUCAAUGAUCAGAUCGAAAUAUGUAAUGUUGACGUGAAUAAGUUAAAACGUGACGUCCAUUCAGCCGAACACACUGCCAAGACCGCAUUUGACAAUAUCAUUCAGGAGAGCGAUAAAUGCCUGAAUGAUGCUUAUUCGGCCUCACAGUUGCACAUCACGGAGGCUAAGGAGAUUUUCACCAGAUGUCUCAAGACUUCGUGCAACAAACCGUUUGUUGUUGCAAACCAGUGAAUGAAGUAUUUUUAUUCCACGAGAAAGAGUACUAUAUUUCAAGUUAUUACUAUAUUUUUACUCUCGAGAAAAAACACUAUAUUUCAAGUUAUUACUGCGACAUUACACGAUUUGCUAGAGCAGUGUUUCGUCUUUAACAGAUUUUCAAUACACAAACCGUACUAAUGUAAUUGUUAUUAUUAGAAUAAUAACACACCGAAAAUAACAACAGCGAAUUCGGACUAAGAUUUACCGUCCACAAAAAAUUCUUCACCGUAAACGAAUCGAUAUUACAUCACAAACUUUCUGAGAAAAAAAAAUGUUUGUACAGUU